AUAGUGCAACUCUGUUAUCAUUCGAAAAUUCGACCGUCAAUUUUUCGAACAUCGGACAUUUUCGUUUUUGUGUUUGUAUUCGUGCAAGUGCUUCAGAAAGAUUUUGCGGAAGAUCUUAUAUUGUGUUUAAUUUUGGGGCAAUUUCAACAGAAAAAAUUUGACUAAAAGCACAUUAAACGCUUUGUAAUUAGUUAAUAAUUUAUUGUGUGUAAAAGCCAAAAAAUUUUCUAUGAAAAUUUUGGUUUCACGCGUCAAAUAAAUGCGAAAGAUUCGAUUGAAUUUUUCACUGUGUUCGGGUGAAAUUUCAUUGAACUAAGAAAAAAAAAUAAAACAAGGCAUAAAAGUCACAAGAAGUGUGCAAAGAGGAACGCAGGCAAUACGAUUUUUUUAUUUACAAUAAAUAAAAAGUAACAAAUAAACUGUAUGCGAAAAAACGCGCAACAUUAAUUAAAAAGUGAACAAUUAAUUCAGAACUGUAAACCAUAAGAAAUACUCAUAAAAAUAAAUACACAAGCCAGAGUGAAUACGAGGGUCGCCGAAUAGUAUACCGACCACAGUGCACGAUUUGCGCAAAGGCUCAGAAAAAAGGAAAAAAAUCCUUUUGGUAUAUACAACUCGCACCAACAGCGCACUGCCUACAGUUUUGUUGCAAUAAUAACUAUUAACUUAUUGACUUGUGUUUUGACCAAUUUUGUGACAAGUUUGAUAAACUGAAACGGGUUGUUUAGAAGUUGUGGUUUAUUUUUGUUCUGCUGCACGCACCACAUUGACGGUGGUUCAAUUGAAGAAUAAGGAAAGUAUAAGUGAGGCGCUCUGCGUCACAAUUUGCAAGAGCAUUUAAGUGCGAACGAUUCAAAUACCACGACGGUACAAAGUGUCCUUCGUCGCUUUGGAAUGUUAAAUGCGGUGAAUGGUUGUAAAAUUCGAUUGAGCCUAGCAAAAGUGAAAAAAAAUUUAUUAGAUUAUGGCAAAUUUAAACUUUCAACAACCUCCCAGAAGCAUAGCAAAUGCUUCUCUAACGGGCAGAACUACAGGCGGUUUUGGAGGCAGUUCGUUAUCAGGUCAUGUAACACCCACGUCUGGAAUGUUUCCCACAGGCGGCGCGAAUUACGGACAAGCGCAGCAACCUCAACUUUCGCCUAAUCGUAAUGGACAGUUAUCAGUCGGUGGUCCCGCGUUAUCAAGUGGUGGUAGGGCAAAUAUAUUUGGACAGCGAGCGUAUGUGGAGAGACGCGCUAUGCAAGGAUUAGGAGGUGGCCCAAUGUCAAAUAUGGGUAAUUUUAUGCAAACGGGACGAGGUGGUUACGGUAGCGGCGGUGGCGCUGGUGGUCCACUAAAUAACUUCCAUAAUGUAUUUGGCGGUAGUGGAGACACAGCAACACCUGCAUUACUUGAUCCAUCGGAAUUCCCAUCACUGACGAAUGUACGCGGCCAGAAUGAUCAAUCACUGCCUCAGACGAAUCCCCUCCAACCACCGGGAAGCAAACCCUAUGGUAAUUUCUUUACCUCUUUUGGUAUGGUGAAACAACCUACGUCAGAACAAUCGGAGUUCACAAUGUCAAAUGAAGAUUUUCCUGCCUUACCGGGUACUCAAAAUUCUGACGGUACAACGAAUUCAGGCUUAACAGAGAACAAUCUCGAUGGUACGGAGAAAACAAUGAAUUCGAUUGUAGGAGGCAGUGGGUUAGGCGCAGUAGGCAGUAGUGUUAGCGGUAAUAAUGGUGGCAGCAGUGGUAACGGUGUUGAACAUAUAAAUGAUAAUUCCAGCGAAAACAAACUUGUAAAAAGUGGAGUGCAAACAUCACCUGAUGGUAAGGUCACAAACAUCCCAGCGAGUAUGGUGAAUAAUCAAUUUGGUAUGGUGGGUCUUUUAACAUUCAUCCGAGCGGCGGAGUCCGAUCCUAACUUAGUAACGUUAGCUUUGGGCACAGAUUUAACGGGCUUGGGUUUAAAUCUUAAUUCACAAGAAAGUUUACAUCCUACAUUCGCUGGACCUUUUGCGGAUCAACCCUGCAGAGCACAAGACGUGGACUACAACGUUCCACCUGAAUAUUUGAUUAACUUUGCGAUAAGAGAUAAACUUUCAUCUCCGAUACUGAAAAAGCUACAAGAAGAUCUUCUAUUUUUCCUGUUCUAUACGAAUAUAGGUGACAUUAUGCAAUUAAUGGCAGCAGCGGAACUGCAUAGUAGAGAAUGGCGAUACCAUAUAGAAGAAAAGAUUUGGAUUACUCGAAUUCCUGGCAUUAAUCAAUAUGAAAAAAAUGGUACAAAAGAACGUGGCACGUUUUAUUAUUUUGAUGCGCAAAGUUGGAAACGGCUGUCCAAGGUAUUCCAAAUUGAUGCCGAAAAAUUAGAUAAAUGUCCAAAUAUAAGCGCGUUUAUGAACAUGAAUGGACAGUCUGUAUAAUAAUAAUAAAAUACAAAAAACACGUAAAAAUCUUAAAAAAAUCUUUUUUUGAAAAUAAGAAAAAAAUUAACAUAAAAAAUAAAACGAAAAAGUAUUUGAAAAAUUUUAGC
Molecule: messenger RNA, 2517 nt
Organism: Teleopsis dalmanni
Lineage: Eukaryota; Metazoa; Arthropoda; Insecta; Diptera; Diopsidae
Gene: Rga
Product: regulator of gene activity
Exons: 8
Coding region: 965-2407 (480 amino acids)
Biological process (GO): regulation of stem cell population maintenance; nuclear-transcribed mRNA poly(A) tail shortening; regulation of DNA-templated transcription
Cellular component (GO): CCR4-NOT core complex; P-body
Source: RefSeq, a predicted model, not a curated record